CAGAACUGUCAAAGCGAAAGAAGAAGAAGAAGAAGAAGAAGAAGUGGUAAGAGGUUACAAAAGCACGAGUACCGACUGAAACAUUCUGAUUGCAUUUCGACUCAAUUAAGUGGAUUUUUCAAGAAAAUGUUCCGUACAAUCAUAACACAAUUUAGAAAGCCGUUGUCGUCAUUCACAUCGGAUUUUUGCACCAAAGCACCCUUUCGUCGUCGAGAAAUCAACGAUGUUAAAAUUGUCGGAACAUUGGUGAACGAUUCUUAUGUACUUAAAUCGGGUACCAAAGCACUAACAGUUAAAACAAAGGAAUCACCAAUGAGAUAUUCAAAUCACAAUAUUCACAUCAACACCAAUGCAGAGUUUUCAGUCGGUCAACGCAUUUAUGUCAUUGGCAAAUUGAGAUCGACCAAUUUAGACACAGCCGAUGGUAAACGAUUGACCGUGUCAGUUGUUAAAGCACUUCAAUUAUACGUGCUAGAAAACGAAAGUGGAUCAGCCCAUUCAGCGAUUGAAGGCGAUAAAAACAAUGUGGAAAUUCUUGCAAAUAUUGGAUCUGAUGUUGUGGUCAAAGACAACCAUGCUAUAUUCACCGUUGUGACCAAUUUCACUAAAACAGCUGAAGACGGUGAAGAAUCAUCUGGAGCGCAUUACCAUCGAGUGUUUGCGUAUGACGAUCUUCUGGGAUACGUGAAGGCAAAUUUGAAGAAAGGAGAUCGAAUCCUGUUGAACGGUCGCAUCGGCCACAUGACAAACACCCAACCAGAUGGCAAGAAAUUUUAUUCCGGUUUUAUUGUUGCUGAAAAUAUUUUCAGAGUUGCACGACGAACAAAAGAUGACGCUGAAUCAAAUGAAAGUGCCAAAGUGGAGGCAGAAAAUUAAGCGGUAAUCGAUAAAAGAAAUCCAAAAUGUUUUAAAAUAAAAUAGAGACGAAAUAAAGCAAAAAAAGAGAAGAGAAAAACAGACAGAAAAA
This is a messenger RNA of Sitodiplosis mosellana (orange wheat blossom midge), 967 nucleotides long. RefSeq lists its product as uncharacterized. Gene Ontology annotation, molecular function: single-stranded DNA binding. The transcript is spliced from 4 exons. NCBI's taxonomy places the organism in Eukaryota, Metazoa, Arthropoda, Insecta, Diptera, Cecidomyiidae. The coding region runs from base 127 to 876 and encodes 249 amino acids. The record is from RefSeq and is a predicted model, not a curated record.